Molecule: messenger RNA, 1838 nt
Organism: Neolamprologus brichardi
Lineage: Eukaryota; Metazoa; Chordata; Actinopteri; Cichliformes; Cichlidae
Source: RefSeq, a predicted model, not a curated record
CAGCGAGCAUUUCUAUUUAAUCCGUCGGAGUGUGCAGGUGUGCAUUGCUGUUCUCUCUUGAGGUGAAAUGGCUUUCAUAACUGGCAUCCCAGCUGCUGGACUUAAGACCGGAAAGGAGCCACCGCGACAAGGUGUGGGGGGUUUGGUGCCAUCGGUAGUCCUUGAAAUGCAUGAAGGUGAAGAGAGUCUACAUAUUCCUAAUGGCCAUGGAGAGUCCUCAAAUCAUGCUGCCUCGUCUGGUCCUGUCUCGUCUGGUCCUGUGGUUGCUACACCACCGUCUGAUCCAGCUCGGCCUGUACCACCUAAUGGCCAUGGUUCCGCAGCUGCCUUGUCUGGUCCUGCCUUGUCUGGUCCUGUCUUGUCUGGUCCUGUCUCGUCUGGUCCUGCGGUUGCUGCGCCACCGUCUGAUCCAGCUCGGCCUGUACCACCUAAUGGCCAUGGUUUCGCAGCUGCCUCGUCUGGUCCUGCGGUUGCUACUCUGCCAUCUGAUCCAGCUCGGCCUGUACUACCUAAUGGCUGUGGAGAGUCCUCAAAUCGCAACUUUACUGAAGAGUCCUGUGUCACAAAUUCCCACAGUCGCUCCCACAAUUCAGAGAGACAACAUAUAUAUUAUGAUUACAGUUCAGAGGGAUCAGCUAACAUGCCUCAUUUUGUGUCAAAUUAUUUUGGGAUAUAUCUUGUAACAAAUAGUCCAGGGCUUUUAAAUACUAGCAAUACACAACCUUUACAUAUUUUGGGCAGUUGUUGUAGCCACAAUAAUUUGUGUCUAGGGCAGCUCUGCAAUCAAAGUGAGAUAAUGUCUAACAGACAUUGGAUCUUAACUGCAGAGUACUGUCUCACAGGCAAGUCACAGAAACUAUUUAUUUGUUCUGAUUACAUACGGCAGAUUCAUUAUAUUGUGUCAAAUUGUUUUGGGAAAAAUCUUGUACCUGUAACAAAUAUUCAAGUCUUUUUAAAUACUGACAUUAUACACCCUUUACAUAUUUUGGGCAGUUUUUGUAAUGGUAAAUUGCUCAUAUCUCCUCAUGUAUGGCAAUAUGGCAUACAUAACAAUAAAUUGUUGGAGCUCAGUAAAUCUGUUUGUCAAGUAAGAACAAGGUACGGAUUUGGAAGUGGUUUUCUCCUCUUUAAAAAUUUUAUCCUUACAAACUUUCAUGUUAUUAAACCUUACUAUGAUUUUAAAACUGGUCGGCUUACUAAUGACAUCACUGUUACUUUUUCACAUGAAAUUCAAGAGUCUGAGUGUGAUCUUAUAAAUGUAGUAGGUGUUUUUUGCUGGGAAUUUUGUGUCGAGUUUGGUAAUAAGCAUGACUGGGUUUUGUUAGAGAUCAAUGACAGUAUGCCAUUGCCCAAUGGUCUUUCACCACACAUUAAGUCAGUUUCUGACACUGAAUGUUCCAACAUCUUCAUUAUUGGACAUCCUAAUGUGGAAGUAAAACAAGUAGAUUUUUGUUCAGUUGUUGGUCCUGAGAACCGCAGACAGGUUGUGGAGGAGAAUUGGAGGAAAAAUCCAGGUUCCGAUGAUGAUUACGUUAAUCGUGUGGUAAAAGAAAUUCCAGGACUCAAUGGCAGACUGACAUACAACUCUAAUUUUAAUCAGGGCUCUUCUGGUUCUCCUGUGUUUAAUGAGGAAGGUAGUCUUGUUGGAGUGCAUUCGGGAGGAUACUUUUACUGUGAUGCUAAGGGUCAGCCUCAUAGUCUCAUCGAUUUUAGCUAUCCUUUAUCUAGCAUCAUAAAGAAAAUUGAAUCGCAUAUGGUUUAGAAGAAAAGCUUUUACAUGUUGAUUUCCUAACUCAUGUAUAUUGUAAAUCAAAAAUAAAUUGAGUGUUGAAACCAAA